GUGGAUACUUUACUCAACAUUCAUGAGAUGUUUCAGGUCGUCUGACAACACAGAGACGCCACUCCUCGUUCGAGACAGAGGCUUCACUUUUACAAGCCCUUCUGACGUGAUAACAAGACUUCAGGUUCAUCCAGGUUAAUUGUUGUAACAAGAAAAUGGCCCUUCCCUUGACAAACUGGAACAGUGGCCUCUUCGACUGCUGUGAUGACAAAAAAUCUUGUUGCUAUGGUUUCUGGUGCUGCCCUUGCCUGGCCUGUACUGUCGCAGGUAAAUUUGGGGAGAACCGCUGCCUCCCACUCUGUGACAUCUUCAGUCCUGCCAUCACAGCAGCGUGUGGACUUCCUCUGUGUGUUCCUCCUGCAGUCCUGGCUCUGAGAGUCGGCAUCAGACACAGAUACGGGAUCAAGGGUUCUCUGUGUAAGGACAUCGCCUCGUCCUGUUUCUGCAUGUGGUGUUCCUGGUGUCACAUGCAUCGUGAAUUGAAAUACCGCAAGAAACACGCCCCUGCUGUCGUCAACAUGCAGCCUGCGUCACAUCCUGCGGCCAAGUAGACGGGUUUUCAGGCUUCACAUCGGUCUGUAAACACUGGUCUGCAAGGAAAAUGCUUCCAGAAUAAAAGUAAUGAAAUUUUACCACAUGAGAGUCACUGAUAAAGAAAAAUCAAGUCAAAAAUGCUGGUUGGCUGAAGUUUCCAAGAUGCAACCUUG
Sphaeramia orbicularis (orbiculate cardinalfish) is the source of this 707-nucleotide messenger RNA. Its product is annotated as cornifelin homolog A-like. The transcript is spliced from 4 exons. The record is from RefSeq and is a predicted model, not a curated record. The coding region runs from base 156 to 551 and encodes 131 amino acids. Lineage: Eukaryota; Metazoa; Chordata; Actinopteri; Kurtiformes; Apogonidae.